Molecule: messenger RNA, 1250 nt
Organism: Argentina anserina (silverweed cinquefoil)
Lineage: Eukaryota; Viridiplantae; Streptophyta; Magnoliopsida; Rosales; Rosaceae
Product: 50S ribosomal protein L10, chloroplastic
Exons: 2
Coding region: 19-687 (222 amino acids)
Biological process (GO): translation
Cellular component (GO): large ribosomal subunit
Molecular function (GO): structural constituent of ribosome
Source: RefSeq, a predicted model, not a curated record
CUUCUUCUCCUUUCGACAAUGGAAGCCACUCUCUUCUCCUCUCCUCCCCCACACUCCCCCCUAUCCCUAACCCGACCCGCCAACCCAUUCCUCACUCUCCCGACCCGGCCCGCAUUCCCCACCCGCCGCUCCUCCUCCACCAUCCGCUCCGCCAUCUCCCGCACCAAGAAAGAAGAAACCGUCUCCACAAUCAAGACCAACCUCGAAAACUGCUACCUCCUCGCCGGCAUCUCCUUCAAGGGCCUCUCCGUCAAACAGCUCCAGGACCUCCGCAAGGCCCUCCCGGACUCCACCAAGCUCAUCGUCGCCAAGAACACCCUCGUCAUCAAAGCCAUCGAGGGCACCCCGUGGGAGGCCCUCAAGCCCUGCAUGACCGGAAUGAACGCCUGGCUGUUCGUCCACAGCGAGGAGAUCCCGCCGGCGAUUAAGCCCUACCGGGAGUUUCAGAGGGAGAGGAAGCUUGAGAAUGACUUCACCGGGGCCGUGUUUGAGGGCAAGUUUUAUGGCCCCGGCGAGUUUAAGGCGCUGGAGACGAUGCCGACGAGGCUGGAGAUUUAUGCCAAGCUGCUCGGAAGCCUUAAGGGCCCGGCGUCGAGUGUGGUGGGGACAAUUCAGGCGCCGGCGAGGGAGCUGGUGAUGACUUUGCAGGCUUAUGUGCAGAAAUUGGAGCAGGAGGGAGGGCAAUAGUUGGUUUCUCAGGCUUAGGGGGAAGGUUGGCCAAAAAAGAAUUUGGUGGAACAUGAGCACAUGUAGUGAGUUUUCAAAUUGAUGGGAAAGAGUUGCACCACAUGCGUGAGGUUGCAUUGCCAUAAUCCAUCUUAUUACUCACAAUAGCGCUACCACAAUGCCCCUAAAACAUGUUAUCUGGAAACAUUCCCCCUGAAAAUGUAAACAAGACAAUGCCUUCUCCAGGCAUUCUGUGAAAAACUGAAACACUGCACCUUUAUAUAACAUACCAGUCACUAUGCAAUAAUUUUUUGGUUCCAUAUUCAAUAAUGAGCUAAGAUAACCACGUUUCAAAUAGUUUCUAAUUCUUGGGCUUCUCCACUAUGUUUCCUUUUAAGUAGAAAUUUGUGAUCAUGUAAAAUCAUAGUUGAUGACCAAAGUCUUGGUUCAGUGAAUUAACAAUCUCCUGCUGAGUUACUUGUCCAACACCUGCAAAGUGGAAUGAGUUAAAAGUUCCUUGUAGAUAGGCAAUAAACUGGUAGCACUGUUACUUUCCAACAUCUUUGAAUUUUUUCUUAUUGCGU